Monomorium pharaonis (pharaoh ant) is the source of this 1659-nucleotide messenger RNA. Its product is annotated as protein lap1. Lineage: Eukaryota; Metazoa; Arthropoda; Insecta; Hymenoptera; Formicidae. The transcript has 4 exons. The coding region runs from base 680 to 1555 and encodes 291 amino acids. The record is from RefSeq and is a predicted model, not a curated record. Gene Ontology annotation, molecular function: protein binding.
AGAUAUUAUUAAUAAUUAUUUAUAAAUCUCCAAGAAAUGGCUUAAGGUUUAAUUUAUGUUUUUCAAUUUAAAGUAUUGAUCUUCAUAACAUUGUAUACUUGACUCUGUCGAUAAACAAUAACCAAAAUAUUCUCGACAAUAUAGCCUCGAGCCUCGCGACAAAACAUUAUAACAGAAUAUAAUAAGUUAGAAAGCGGCAUGACGUUUCUUAAGAAUAACUACAACCUUUUGCAAACACAUUUCAACAAGAAAGGUAAUGAGUAUCAGAUAGUAGAAUCUGGACACACUAAGCUCUUCUUAAUGUGAAGAUAAUGAAAUCAGAUUUCUCAAACUAAAAGUGAGAUAAAGUUUCUAAAAUAACUCGUAAUUAUCCGUGGCAAGCCGUUAAAAGCUUAAAUCACGCAGGAAAUUUGAAACAAAGUAUUCACAUAUCUUUUACAACUUUGGCAUUAGUAAGAUAAAACAUCUAUAAAAUUUAUUAGUUUGUUCAAGCAUAAUUACAAUGAGGCUGGUGUCAUCUUAACAUAAUGGUGAGCUCACAAUGUAAUGAUAAAAAUUAAUUUUGUUUCUUGUUGUUAAGUUAUUAAUUUCAGAAACUAUAUACUUAAAAAUAUUGAUGCUAGUUUGAACUUGCAACAUUACCUAUUCAAUAAUCUUGAACUUUAAGUAAUAUUUCUCAAUGCAGAAUGACAAUACUAAGAAACACCAUGCAUCUUUCGAAAAUCCGACAUCUAAAAGAUGCCGAACUUUAAAAAGAACUCAAGAAAUAGAAGAAGAAAAAUGUAAGAACGAAACAUUUUAUCAUUUAUCAUCUUACAAUCCUCUCUGUAAUAACUUUAACAAUAUAACAAAAUGGCUGAAUUUAACAAAUGUUAAUUUAUCAAAUAAUAAAAUUGAUAAAUUGCCAAAGGAGUUCGGCAUUCUGUCUAUUCUUCAACUUAAUUUAUCGCAGAAUCGCUUGAGUGAUCAUGAGUGGUUAUGGCUAAACCAAUCUCCUAUUAAGAAAACUUUACUUUUUCUUGAUAUAAGUAAUAAUUCGCUUCUUGAAUUAUCGGAACACAUUUGGGAUUUAAACUCUUUAGUGGAAUUAAAUGUUAGUGAUAAUCUAUUGGAAUACUUAUCACAAGACAUUGGAAAUGUAAAAAGUCUAAAAAUUCUGGAUGUGUCACAUAACUUGUUAUCAUAUUUACCAGCAAGACUCCUUGAUGUAAAACUAGAAAUCAUAAAUAUGACAAUGAAUCCAUUUGACUUUGAUGAGAUAUAUAAAAUAGAAAUACCACGUCUUAUUCAAUUUGCAUCAAAGAUGCUAUUGCAACAUUACAGCCCUACAAGAUUUCCAUCAAUUGCAGUGGAGGAAUAUGCAAGAAGAAAUAUGAUAGAAACUUGUAGCCACUGUAAAGAUCUAUGCACGACUUCUUAUGUACAUGCAGCCAUUUUAUUAUCUUCAGAUCUAUUAGCUCAUAAUGUGAUAAACGACUUGUCCGAUCUAUUAGACAACGAAUUGCUAUUCGAAUUUUUCCAUUGUUAUCCUGAAUGUAAAGUGAAUUUAUAUUAAUCUUCAUAUAUCUAAUAAUGAAUCAGAUGUUUCAUAAUUAAUAAGAUAAUAUUUAAAUUAGCUAUAAAUAUUUUUUUACGUUAAUUUAAAAUAAUUUAUUGUAU